AUGUCGUCUCUGCGCGGAGUAGGAUUGUUCAAUAACCCUCUAUUCUUCAAGGACGAGAAAGAAGACGGUACAUUCCAUACGUUUUGUUGGUCGCUUUCGUCCCACAGCGAAGAUAGGAUAAACUACAUAUGGCACGUUUAUUCGAAUUUCCAACCGGAACCGGUCUUCGGGCUUUACCAGCAAUUCCGGUACCACGGGCCAUCACCUUUCCCAGCCGGUGACUAUCUAUUCUAUGCAGAGCUUGGCAGUCGCGCAGUAUGGAAGCAACUCAAGUCGUCCGGCCUUUUUGCCUCGCCCUACUCCUCUAUGGAUCUGUAUACUGCUUUCGAACCGGACAAGUCCAAGUCUAGUACGACUAUCGUCAUUGCCAACAACGUCCUGGCGACGCACCUCCCCAUGCAGGUACCACUCACCUAUGCUCCCCAAGUUCUCGGUAGCCAUAUUCAACCUCACAAAGGCCCCUUUCACGAUCCAACAGAUACGCCUCCCUCCUGCCCUGUCUCAACCCCCGAGUCCACUCAAUACUCUGACGCAUCUAGCGAUACUUCUGUCGAAACAUGCAGCAGUGACUUUAAAGCAGAACAUGUUCCUCGCGGUUCUGGGCAAUACUUUUACACAGCCAAAGAUGGCCAAGUGUCACUAUUUAUCCCGGACUACCUGAAGACCCUAGAAGAUGUCAAAGCAUAUCUUGCUAGUGCACUAAACUCGGGUGAUCUAGAUAGAGGUACACGACGGGUCAGGUGUUCCCUUUGUUGGAAUAAACGUCAUAAAAAGGACAAUUUAUGGGAGGUCAAGCCCUCGAACCUCGAGCGUCAUAUUCUGGCCCAUUUGGGUAUUAAAUGCUUCCAUUGUCGUGUCAAUGGUUGUGAAGGCGCAUUUACUACCAAGGACCAGUUGAAGAAGCACACCGCGAAAAAGCAUAUGGAUGUACAGAUAGAUACCGGAGAUGAUGGGGAUUACGAAGCGACUGAUGAGAUUACGGCUCGGGACAUGUACAUGCCGACAUCUCCCGUUCCUGUAGGACAACCAAUCGACGAAACGCUAGUUUGGGAUGUCAGUUCAUUUGAGGGCAUGGAAGCUAUGAUGCAUUUUAGUACUGAUGACGGCUUUGGUUACCAAUCAAUAGAUGCUGAUGUAUUUUCGGUCUAG
This is a messenger RNA of Rhizoctonia solani, 1149 nucleotides long. RefSeq lists its product as uncharacterized. Lineage: Eukaryota; Fungi; Basidiomycota; Agaricomycetes; Cantharellales; Ceratobasidiaceae. The coding region runs from base 1 to 1149 and encodes 382 amino acids. The transcript is spliced from 4 exons. The record is from RefSeq and is a predicted model, not a curated record.